This is a messenger RNA of Coccomyxa subellipsoidea C-169, 1349 nucleotides long. RefSeq names its product NAD(P)-binding protein. Gene Ontology annotation, cellular component: cytosol. The transcript is spliced from 6 exons. NCBI's taxonomy places the organism in Eukaryota, Viridiplantae, Chlorophyta, Trebouxiophyceae, Coccomyxaceae. The coding region runs from base 50 to 1153 and encodes 367 amino acids. The record is from RefSeq and is a predicted model, not a curated record. Gene Ontology annotation, biological process: rRNA processing. Gene Ontology annotation, molecular function: RNA binding.
CUUAUCUAGUGGGUAAACCUCAGGAAGCUGACGUGAUCUCGGACCAACAAUGCAGAGCAAGGCAUCUCUGCUUUCGUCAGCGCGUGGGACCCGUGCUUUCACGAAUAGUACAGUGAGAUCACAUGGACUCAGACUGACCAGCAGGAGGGAGCGAUCGUCUUGUCUUCUCGUGAGAGCUGAAAAUGUCCUUAUCAUCAACACAAAGGGAGGAGGCCACGCUGAAAUCGGCCUGCACCUAGCCAAGCAGCUGUUAAGCGCAGGACAUUCAGUCACCAUUCUCAAUGACGGAGAGCAGGGGAAGCUGGAGAAGAAGACCCCCUUCAACCAGUAUAAAUCGCUAGAGAAGGCCACGGUUGUUUGGAGUAACCCCACUGACACAGCCACCUAUCCUUUAGAGAAAUUCGAUGUGAUAUAUGACAACAAUGGGAAGGAUUUGGACACCUGCAAGCCGGCCAUCGACCAUUUCAAGGGUAAUGUGGCGCACUACGUGUUUGUGGCUUCAGCUGGAGCCUACAAAACCAACAAGAUUGAGCCGGCUCUGGUUGAGGGCGAUGCACGGAAGGAGGCUGCCGGUCACGUGGCUGUAGAGAAUUACCUGGUUGAGCAGGAUCUGCCCUACACGAUCUUCCAGCCUCUGUACAUCUAUGGCCCCUACACUGGCAAGGACUACAUGCCUUUCUUCCUGGAUCGCCUGCUGCGCAACCGCCCAGUGCCCAUCCCGGCCCCAGGCAUCCAGCUCACCUCGCUGUCACACGUGGAGGAUGUGGCCUCCCUGCUUGCCAAGGUCCCUGGGAACGCGGCAGCCAUCGGGCAACAUUACAAUGUAGCGUCGGACAGGUACAUCACUUUUGAUGGCCUCGUGAAGGCGCUGGCCGACGCAGCUGGAGUUGAGGCCAACAUCGUGCACUACGACCCAAAGGCAGUGGCGCUGAAGAAGGGACAGGGGUUUCCCUUCCGGACUGAGCACUUCAUCGCAUCCGUCGACAAGGCAAAGAGGGAGCUGGGGUGGACGCCUACCCACAAAAUAUUGGAGGAUGUCCCUGGGCUGGUAGAGGCAUACAAGAGCUCUGGACUCCUGGAUGCUGAUGUGGACUUCAGCACAGACGACAAGAUCCUUGAAGCUGUGGGCCACAAAGUGCCCGCGGUUGCCUGAUCUUGUGGUGACUUGCGUGGGCAUGGUGUAGGUUGAAAAUCCAUACCAUGAAGCCUGCUCUAAGGUGUGCGUUCAGCAUGCUUGCUGCUGUAUCCUGGGGGACUCUGUGGGGGCUGAUAGCAAGGGUGGUGUGCUCUGGCAUCUCCAUCACGUACCUGUUGUGGCCUCAACAAUCCUCUGGUAAUAUGCUGGAUAG